UUUCUAUAUGUCUCCCUCAUAACAUAAACCUUUCCCAAGUCUUAUUACUCACCUCAAACCACAACUACUCAAUAUCUCUCCCACAUUAUCAUAUUUUCUCUUUUUCUUUUUUGUCUUUUUCUUGGUCUUUUACUUUCUUUUUCUAUUUUUUCUUAAUAGUCAUGAGAGCUUAUCCUCCCUAUGAAAAAAUCUCCAAAUGCAACACCACAGGCCGAUCGAAUGAAACGGUUGCUGCAAGCUUAGAUGGAACUCUUCUUGUGUCUUCAAGUGCUUUUCCUUACUUCAUGCUUGUUGCUGUUGAAGCAGGAAGUUUCUUAAGAGGAAUAGUACUACUGGCUUCAUUCCCAUUUGUAUAUUUCACUCACUUGUUCAUAUCCGAAUCCAUGGCAAUCGAAAUCCUAAUCUUCAUUUCUUUCGCGGGUUUGAAGAUUAAAGACAUUGAGCUCGUGUCAAGAUCUGUUCUUCCUAAGUUCUACACCGAGGAUGUUCAUCCAGAAAGUUGGAGGGUUUUCAAUUCUUUUGGGAAAAGGUGUAUAAUAACUUCGAGUCCAAGAAUCAUGGUUGAACAUUUUGUGAAGAACUUCUUAGGUGCACAUAAGGUUCUUGGAACUGAACUUGAAGUGACAAAGUCAGGAAGAGCAACUGGUUUUGUUAGGAAACCAGGUGUUCUUGUUGGAGAAGGAAAGAAAGAAGCUAUUCUUAAGGAAUUUGGAGUAUGCUUGCCUGAUUUGGGUCUUGGAGAUAGAGAAAGCGACCUUAAUUUUAUGUCAAUCUGCAAGGAAGGUUAUAUGGUCCCAAGAACAAAGUGUGAGCCAUUAUCAAGAAAAAAACUCCUAAGUCCAGUCAUAUUCCACGAUGGACGUCUAGUUCAAAGACCAACCCCACUUCUUUCCCUUUUGACAUUCCUAUGGUUGCCAAUUGGUAUAAUCCUAGCCAUUCUCAGAAUCUAUCUCAUAAUCCCUUUCCCUGAGAAAAUUUCGUUUCACACGCAUAAGCUUCUAGGAAUCAAACUCAUCGUAAAAGGUACUCCACCACCACCACCAAAGCACAAAGGACAAAGCGGAGUUCUCUUUGUGUGCAAUCACCGAACACUUAUAGACCCAAUUGCCACAUCAAUUUCAUUAAGAAGAAAAAUAAGCUGUGUUACUUAUAGCAUAAGCAAAUUCAGCGAGCUGAUAUCGCCGAUCAAAGCGGUUUCGUUAUCGAGGGAGAAAGAGAAAGAUGCAGCCAAAAUCAAAAGCUUGCUUGAAGAAGGUGACCUAUUGAUUUGCCCUGAAGGGACUACUUGCAGAGAGACAUUCCUUCUGAGAUUCAGUGCACUUUUCGCCGAGCUUACAGACAGAAUAGUGCCUGUUGCUAUUAACACUAAGCAAAGUGUUUUCUAUGGGAAUACUGUAAGAGGGUACAAGUUUUUGGACCCUUAUUUCGUUUUGAUGAAUCCGGUUCCUGUUUAUGAGGUUAACUUCUUGGAUCAGUUACCCAUUGAGCUUACUUGCAGAGGGGGUAAGUCAGCCAUUGAAGUUGCGAAUUAUGUUCAAAGGGUUUUGGGUGUUACACUUGGUUUUGAGUGCACAAAUUUGACUAGGAAAGACAAAUAUACUGUCCUUGGAGGUACAGAUGGUCGGGUUUCGACGUGAGGAUUUUGGAUCAUAUAUUUUUAUGUUUGUCUUCUCGUGUGUACAAUAAAGCUUAGCCAGAAGAGUAGCAACGUGGCAGCAUGUGGUUGGUCUCAGAAUUUUUCUUUCUUUUUUUUUCUUUUUAAAUUUUAUGGUAGCAUUAAAAUCCAGUGUGAUACUGUGAUUAUAAAUCAUAUAGAAAUGACAGUGUGGGUUUGUGUACAUUGCUAUAUAUAUAUAUAUAUAUAUAUAUAUAUA
Messenger RNA from Ziziphus jujuba (common jujube), 1874 nucleotides. Its product is annotated as glycerol-3-phosphate 2-O-acyltransferase 6. The coding region runs from base 162 to 1637 and encodes 491 amino acids. Gene Ontology annotation, molecular function: phosphatase activity; glycerol-3-phosphate 2-O-acyltransferase activity. Lineage: Eukaryota; Viridiplantae; Streptophyta; Magnoliopsida; Rosales; Rhamnaceae. Gene Ontology annotation, cellular component: membrane. Gene Ontology annotation, biological process: cutin biosynthetic process. The transcript is spliced from 2 exons. The record is from RefSeq and is a predicted model, not a curated record.